CCCUUCCCUUUUGUGGCGGUGCCCGGUCGGCGGGGCCACUCUCCCGGUCGCCGGUGCCCCGCGCUCCUCCGCUCCUCGCCGCCACCGUCGACAUGCUGCGCUGCGGCCUGGCCUGCGAGCGCUGCAGGUGGAUCCUGCCCCUGCUGCUGCUCAGCGCCAUCGCCUUCGACAUCAUCGCGCUGUCCGGCCGCGGGUGGCUGCAGUCCAGCACCCACCUCCAGACGUCCUCGCUCUGGUGGAGAUGCUUCGACGAGGGCGGUGGCAGCGGCUCCUACGACGAUGGCUGCCAGAGUCUCAUGGACUACGCAUGGGGGAGAGCGGCCGCUGCCAUGCUCUUCUGCGGCUUCAUCAUCCUGGUCAUCUGUUUCAUCCUCUCCUUCUUUGCCCUAUGCGGACCCCAGAUGCUUGUUUUCCUUCGAGUGAUUGGAGGCCUCCUGGCUCUGGCUGCUGUAUUCCAGAUCAUCUCCCUGGUAAUCUAUCCUGUGAAGUAUACACAGACCUUCAGCCUUCAUGCCAACCCUAGUGUCACUUACAUCUAUAACUGGGCCUAUGGCUUCGGGUGGGCGGCAACGAUCAUCCUGAUUGGCUGUGCUUUCUUCUUCUGCUGUCUCCCCAACUAUGAAGAUGACCUGCUAGGCAAUGCCAAGCCCAGGUACUUCUACACAUCUGCCUAAUGUGGAAGGGAGACACUGAGAAGCUCGGUUACAAGAUGGAUCCUGGCAAACUGUUCUCCAAGCCUCAAGGAAUUUAUGUUUCGGCAAUGUUCGUUUCACCAGAAAUGUUGAAAUAAAUGCUAAAGAAAAUACUUCAUAAAUAGUGUUAUAGUUUUCAUAUCCUGUGUAUGUUUUGUGCAGUUAAAUGAAACUUGUUUGUUUUCUAGUUAUUAUAUGCUAUUUCCUUAUACAAAAUCUAUAGCAUUUAUAAAAGAAUAUGAGCAUGAACCUUAAUAAGCUAGAAAUGAGAUGGCUUCUGAGCUUCAGUAAUCUGAUCAAGCCUGUGUUUUUUCCAGAUCAAGUGGAUUGUUUCUUCUAAGGGAUAAGGAGAAGGGACGCUAUUGGUAAAAGCUGCUAGUGGCCAAAUAUUCUGAAAUUAGUGCAAAACAACGACAACAAAAAAACUUUUUCAAAUUUUCAGCUACUUGAAGAAGCAAAAUGUUUCCUAAAUCAUUUGUGAGAAUUUCUAGUUAGUAAUCUUAACAAUUGCUGCUUUGCUAGGCUUUAUAUUGGCUUGCUAUAACAUGUAGGAAAGUAUUUUCACAUAGCCAAAGCAAGUUACAGUAUAAGGCCUCUGACCCUGGUGAAAUGCUAAGAUAAAUUUCCUCUUUUAACACAGUUUAGAGGGUCAGGGUGUGGGAAGAUGUUAUAUUAACAAAUCUGUGCAGUUUUGCGUCUCUAUGUUCAGGACCAGUGUAGACUGAAUGGGAAGAUGGGCUGGGUCUAAUUCAUCCCGACUGCUGGAUGUGAUGAUGUCAUGUAAUAAGGCAUUAGGGCUGUCACUGUCACAGAAGUGCCCUUUAAACAGCCCAAGAAGAAGAAAUGUCUUAAAUUCUUCACCUCAGUCUUAACUGGGCUCUAACGAUAGACAUAAUUCUGAUAGAUUUUUAAAGGUAUCAGAAACCUAAAUAUAAUAAUAAUUAAAAAAAAAACCUGGUCUUCCUUGGUAAGCAGACUUAAAAUGUCUGAUCUAAGACAUGCAACAGGAGAAUUCAGGGAUGUGUUUCCUUGAAUAUAUAUUGGAUGGGUUAUUAUUUUUUUACAAUAUAUGCUUACAUAAUGAAACAAGUUCAUUUUAUAUAUCAGAUUAUUGUUUUGUAAGUCACAGCAUAGGCAAUUGCAAUUUUCAUUAUGAACAUCCCCUAAUAAACCAGGUAUUCAAAUCUUG
This is a messenger RNA of Nannospalax galili (Upper Galilee mountains blind mole rat), 1881 nucleotides long. RefSeq names its product p53 apoptosis effector related to PMP22 (gene Perp). The record is from RefSeq and is a predicted model, not a curated record. NCBI's taxonomy places the organism in Eukaryota, Metazoa, Chordata, Mammalia, Rodentia, Spalacidae. Gene Ontology annotation, biological process: cell-cell adhesion. Gene Ontology annotation, cellular component: cell-cell junction; membrane. The coding region runs from base 93 to 674 and encodes 193 amino acids. The transcript is spliced from 3 exons.